Salpingoeca rosetta is the source of this 4722-nucleotide messenger RNA. RefSeq lists its product as uncharacterized. Bases 1 to 4722 code for a protein of 1573 amino acids. The record is from RefSeq and is a predicted model, not a curated record. Lineage: Eukaryota; Choanoflagellata; Craspedida; Salpingoecidae. The transcript is spliced from 3 exons.
AUGUCUGUGCCACACUCCCCGGCCAACUCCACCUUCUCCUUCUUUGGCGAUUCUGUUUUCCCGCCCCUCAGUCCGCUUGGUCUUGGAAUGCACAGCUUCGACCCAGGCCCCAAUGACCUCACGUCCUCCUCGCCCCUGAUACCACAAGCAUCCACUCCGACAACUCUAGGCGGGGGUAGCCACCACCACCACCGCCGCAGCCCACACGACCAGCACGACCAGCACGGGCAGCCGUCAUCCGCCCGACAAGACGCGGCCACCCAGCUGUCGCAUCGUCAACCCCAUCAGCGCGGCUGGCCAAGUGACACCCUGGGCGCCAUGAGCACCAGCAGUCACACACAGUCGCACCAGCCACUGCUGCAGCACCCCCACGAGGACGCGCCAGCCCUGCAAGGGCCACCAGAAGCACCGUCAUCGUCGUCGUCAACAUCACACCUCCCGCCUGUGCGCUUAGACGAAGCCCAGGACGCGAAUUGGCAGAGCCAAUACCAGGCGCUCACAACACCACAGGACCAGCAGCAGGACCAGCAGCAGCACCACCAGCACCAGCACCACCACGACGACGCUGCCCAGACCACAAUGCAGUGCGGUCCCGAUGACAACGAUGGCGAUACGCCCCUCAUCACCUACGUGGGAUCGCCACCGGCUGCACCCCUGUCGCAGGCAUCAGCGGCGACAGCAGCGACAGCAACCACGUCAGCCACGGGCGCUACGGGCAGCUUCAGCCAACACCACUUGGCAGGCGCCGGGUUGCAGUCACGUCAGCUCCACCAAUCAGCUGCACCCGCCUCCACAGCAGAGGCGAGCGCACAACCACAACAGCAACAACAACAACAGCAACAACAACAACAACAACAACAACAACAACAACAACAACAACAACAACAACAACAACAACAACAACAACAACAACAACAACAACAACAACAACAACAACAACAACAACAACAACAACAACAACAACAACAGCAGCAGCAGCAGCAGCAGCAGCCCGUCGACACGGACGAGUACAACGAGUACACGGAUUACGGCGACGACUAUGAUUACGAGAGUGACUGCGAAUACGAUGACGAAGAUGAGGAAGAGGAGGAGGAGGAGCAGGAAGGGGCGGGUCCAGGGUCAUCAUCGCAGCUGCAUGGCAGCACGGGCGCUUUCACCACGGGCAGGUUUGGCCGGUUUGACUGUCGCGUGCCCGGCUGCGGGAAGAAGUAUCGCAGUAGUGGCGGCAUCCGCUACCACCUCAAACACUGCAAGCACAAGGGCCUGCAGCACAACAAGGAGUCCCUUGCCCAGCUCAAGGAAAUGCGCGCCAAGGAAGAAGCAGCAGCCAAGCGGCGUGCUGAGCGGAUACGGCUUGGACAGCCGAUCAAGAAGCGGCGCUCCCGCCGACCCCAAAACAACAGUCGUGGCGGUGCCAACGACAACGGCAACACCACCACCAGCACCACCGCCACAGUCGCGCCGCAGCCACAGCAACAACCAACACCCGUGCCACCGCCACCACCACAGCAGCAGCAGCAACAACAGCAGCAGCAGGCUGUGAUUGACUGGAUGCAAGCGCUGUCACGGCUGCAGCAGAACCCGGAUAUGAUGGCGCAGGUGCAGGCCAUGACACAGCAAACAGCGUCGACCACCGCAGCACCCGACCUUGCUCGUGUGCUACGGCUGCAGCUGCAGAUGCAACAGCAGCAACAACAACAGCAGCAGCAGCAGUCAUCGUCAUCGUCGUCCCUGGCGCCCAAGCAACCACAACAGGCACAGGCGAGCCAGCAGCCACCGCUUCAGCGCCAGGGAGCAGUGACCAGCAUGCUGUCCCCAACGCGGGCAGCAGCAGUGGCGGUACCACCAACAACGCCGCCGCCGCCACCACGGGCCCAAGGACCAUUGAUGCAGCAGUCACCACAGCAGGAACGCCAGAACCGUGACCACAUGCAGCAGCAGCAACUGCGCCAACUGCAGCAGCAGCAGCUCCACCGCCAGGCACAGCAGACCGCAUCCCCUCACCGCCCACGCCUUUACUCCCCGCAAAAGCAGCAGCAACGGCAGCCAUCGCCAGCGUCACGGAGGUUUGUGUCGACACAUCACCAGCCACCAUCGGCAUCCCCUGUGAGGGUCGUCACACCACAGCGGUCGGAUGUGCGUCUGCCUGCGCGGGCGUCGGAGCCUGCACUCGCAUUCAACCCGCGGCGCCUGUCCAGCGCCAGCAACACGACGCGGCCGUUUGAUACGCAGUCGGACGACAUGCAGUGGAGCCGCCCUGCUCCCCGCUCAACCCCUGGCCCGCGCUGUCCAGGCGGGCUGCAGACGAAGCGCCCCAAGCCGGGACUGGAGGGCAUGGAGACGCAAUCGCUGCACCAGUGGCCUGCACAGCAGGCGUCACCGCACCAUCCCAUGCACAGGAGCGCAAGCACGCAGUCGCUUCCCGUGGGCUCGCCGCCCAUGUAUCUGCGACGUGAUGCUAACGGCCUUCACGCCCGCACGUCCCCGCUCCAAUCUUCUCCACACCACGUUCGCCACCGCCACCAGCAUCAUCACCAUCAUCAUCAUCACCACCGCGGGGGCGUGCACGGCGCAUCAGCAGCUCGCCGCCGGCUCUCGUCACAGCACCUGCAGCACCACGGAAGCCCGAGCCCCGGGCCAGGGCACGUGGGCAGCAGCGCGGGUGUUGGUGGAGCACACAGGAUGGAUGCACGGCGUGCGAGUGCAUACGACCUCGACCUGCAGCAGCGACACCAGCGACAGCAGCAACAGCAGCAGCACCACCAUCGCUUGUCCAUGCCGCCGUUGCCGCUGCCAACAGCAGCCGACGACCACCAAGGCCACCUGUUCCGCUACCCAUCGCCACCCGCGCGAAAGCAGCCAACGGCACCACCGCGCGAGCAUGCACCGCCACUUUCAAACCCCUGGCGUCACUCAUGGGCUGGGCCUCAGCAAAGCUACCCCGGCCAGCAACAAGAGCAGGCUGGGAUGGGCAGUGGACUGGAACAUGAACACCAGCAACAACAUCAACAACAACAUCAACAACAUCAACAACAUCAACAACAUCAACAACUUCAACAACAACAUGAACACCAGCAACACCAGCAGCAACACCAGCAGCAGCACCAGCAGCAGCAACGUCGGCGCCAUUCGGCGAUGUAUGCGGCACGGCAGUCCACUGUGCUUGCACCGUCGCCAGCAGCAUCCGACACGCAGUUCUCCGUGGACGAGGGCAGCAGCCCAGACUCGCCAUAUGCACUGUUUGCACGUGCACCAUCGUUUGGAAGCCGCCAGGCGAGCUUUGCCUCGGCAUCGUCGCGCGGCAGCGGCGGACACAUGCAGCCCUUGGCUGAGGAGCCGAGUGGCGCUGACGUCCAGGAACAGCGCCCACACCAGCAAGAACAGCAGCAGCACCUGCAGCACCUGCAGCAGCAGUCUUAUGAUGACGGGGCAACCAGCAGUGUUGGGUCGGGCCCGGCGACGGGUCUGAGCACGCUGCUGCCUGACGUCGUCAACUUGAGAGUGAACACGCCGCCACGGGACGGGUACACGGGCGAUGUGUCAGACAUGCACAGCUUGCUCGGUGGGCUGUUUGAUGACAACGACAUUACCCACUCGAUUGCCAUGGAUGUUGCAGCUGCAGAUGAGCUGAGGACGGAUGCUGGCGCACAACACCACGAACAGCAGCACCAAGCACAACAGCAACAACAGCAACAACAGCAACAACAACAGUACCCGCUUGAGACUGCCGCCAUGUACUCGCAAGAAGAGGCUCGGGUGCAAUACGACGAAAGGCAGGAGCGACAGCAGUUUCUGUCACCGAGCCACCGCUAUCACCACCACCAUCACCACCGCCAUCACCAGCACCAGCAACAGCACCAGCACCAGCACCAGCAACAGCACCAGCAACAGCAACACCAUCGCCAGUCCCAAGCUCAAUCCCACCACCAUCCCCAGAUGCACCAGCGUCGCACCUCGUCCUCAUCGUCGUCCACAUCACCGCUCAAGCGGUCAAUGAGCGUGCCGUCCAACACGGGUGAUGCUCCUGCUCGUGGCGGUGGUGGUGGCGGUGGUGUUGUCAACCCAGGUGUUCCUGCCUCGCACAGUCACCACAACAUGUUGACACGCACUCGCCAUGCCAACGGCAGCAGCAGCAACCACCACAACGGCGAUGCCAAGCACGGUGACAUCGGGCUGAGCGGAAGCGAGCCGGGCAGUGUGUUCUCUGGUGAGGGGACAAAGGGGCCACCACCCGCAUUUGCGGCUGCAGUGACACCGCUAUCUCAGCCGACAUACGUGCACGGCAUACCCGGGAUGAGCGACCCAGCUGCCGCCCACCUCUUGGACCAACAGCAACCCCAGCACGAGCAACAUGCUGGUUAUGAGCAGGCCCCAGCACCGGCGGUGAGCGCGUUUGACUUUGAAGCAGUCUUGCAGCACGAUGACAUGUACAUGGGCUUGUUUCCAAUCGCUGAGCAUGGCGGGCCCUCUGUGCAGGACCCGCAAGCUUCAUGCGUGCAGGCACCCGACCUUGGUGACGAGUUGGGCAUUCCAGACAUUGACGCAAUGUUGAGGGGCGUCACGCAGCAACAUCAUCAUCACCAGCAGCAGCAUCAACUGCAAUCACAACAACAACAACAACAACAGCAGCAGCAGCAGCAGCAGAUGCAAAUUCGGUCGCGGGCAGGCCAGGCACAUCGUGCCCGUCCCGACUUUUCACAGGCAAAUUCGACGCAGCUGUGA